Monopterus albus (swamp eel) is the source of this 1154-nucleotide messenger RNA. It is a transcript of the gene timm29, whose product is annotated as translocase of inner mitochondrial membrane 29. Gene Ontology annotation, biological process: protein insertion into mitochondrial inner membrane. The transcript has 2 exons. The record is from RefSeq and is a predicted model, not a curated record. Bases 173 to 931 code for a protein of 252 amino acids. NCBI's taxonomy places the organism in Eukaryota, Metazoa, Chordata, Actinopteri, Synbranchiformes, Synbranchidae. Gene Ontology annotation, cellular component: TIM22 mitochondrial import inner membrane insertion complex.
UUUCAUCUUGGUAAACAAGCGACAACAGGCGGAACGUUUGCGAGGUGGAGCUUUCUGCCGGAAGACUAACACAGCUUCACCUUCACCGUCUAGGCGUCAUUUGGCUCCAUGUGAUCUAUGUUUUUCGAUCAGGGGAAUAUUUCUUAUCCAUAAAGGUGACUGUCCACAUAAAAUGGCUUCUUUGCGUGUAGCGAGGAGGAUGUUCUGUGCUGCGGCAGAAACGACAGCAGAUACAGUCAGAAACAGUCGCUGGGGAAAACUGAAAGACAGCAAAGCAGGUGUGUGGUGUCACAGCCUGCUCUCUGACUAUAAAGAGGCAUGUAGGGAGAUAUUUGUUGGUGCCCGGGAGCGUCCAGUGAAAGCAUCAGUAUACUUGACUCUGCUGAGCGGGGCUGGGGCCUGUUUCUACACAAAACCAGACCAGUCAUCCUUUGAGGCUGCCCUCCUGGAGCGCACCAACCAGCUGGGUUUGCUGUCAGCGUGGAUCCGCAGCGCGACCUCAGAUAGCCACAUGCAGAAACUAACGAAGCUUCAGAAUGAAGGCCGACUCCGCCACAUCAGCCUGGGUCUUCUCUCUCUGGUUUACUACACCAACUACCACCCUGACACCACACUGUACGAAGCCCGUUGCUCCAAUCUGUCAGUGCUCUGGAGGGAGCUCCCUCAGCGGGUACUAGAUGUGGGAUUUGCCGGGCGCUGGUGGAUCCUGAACUCAAAGAUGCAGGAUUAUGACGUGAAUGAGGAAGAGUUCAAGCAUCUGCCACCUCACAUGAGAGCAACAUCACCACCCAGUGUUCAGGAGGUGGAAAGGAAUGAGAGGCUGCACAAAGAGUCCUGGUUAGCACUGACAGUGAAAGAGGAGGAGAGAGAAACAGUGGGGAGGGAGGAGGGCCUGGCCAAACCCCUGAGGGAGGAACGGACUCAGGCUUGAGUGCUGUGUGGAGCAGACAAAUCACACUGCAGGAUACAUGACUGUAUCAGUGUACUUAUUCAUGUGUCAUGCAGUACUGGAUCCCACAAACCAACUGAAUUCACAUUUUCAUCUAUGAACUUGUUCAGACUGCUUAUUGCCAUCACAGAGCACCAAGAAAAAAAAGAGACAAAGAAAGUAUUGCAUUUAUAUCACUUAUAAUAAAUCUCUGUCACUUACAGUA